This is a messenger RNA of Coniosporium apollinis CBS 100218, 2148 nucleotides long. RefSeq lists its product as uncharacterized. The record is from RefSeq and is a predicted model, not a curated record. NCBI's taxonomy places the organism in Eukaryota, Fungi, Ascomycota, Dothideomycetes. The transcript has a single exon. Gene Ontology annotation, molecular function: magnesium ion transmembrane transporter activity. Gene Ontology annotation, cellular component: membrane. Bases 1 to 2148 code for a protein of 715 amino acids. Gene Ontology annotation, biological process: magnesium ion transport.
AUGGACGGCGCAGGAGAGCUCCUCGUCCUCACCCACGGGCUUCUCGCACGCCAGGCCGCGAACUCCACGGAGACCGGUGCCUCGCAAAGCAACGAAAGACCUCCUGUAUACAAAGUGGUGGGGUUGAUACUGGCCAUUCUCUCUGGACUGUUCAUAGGAGUCUCCUUCGUCAUGAAGAAGGUGGGGCUGCUCAACGCCAACGUCAAAUACCACGAGGAGGCAGGAGAAGGCUACGGAUAUCUUAAGAACGGCUGGUGGUGGGGUGGCAUGACCCUGAUGAUUAUUGGAGAGGUGUGCAACUUCGUGGCGUAUGCCUUCGUGGACGCCAUCCUGGUCACGCCGCUUGGGGCCUUGUCGGUCGUCGUCACCACUAUCCUCUCAGCCAUCUUCCUAAAGGAGCGCCUCAGCUUUGUCGGCAAGGUUGGCUGCUUCAACUGUAUCAUUGGAUCUGUCGUCAUUGUGAUUAAUGCCCCUGAGCAGUCGGCAGUCAGCAAGAUCCAGGACAUGAAAAAGCUCGUGCUUUCUCCGGGCUUCCUCAGCUAUGCGGGGAUCGUUAUCGUUGCUUGCAUCUUCCUUGCUCUUUGGGCUGGCCCUAGAUAUGGCAAGAAGAGCAUGCUGGUCUACCUCAGUAUCUGCAGUCUCAUCGGCGGCUUGAGCGUAGUAGCGACGCAAGGCCUAGGUGCGGCAAUCGUUACGCAAAUAGGGGGCGAGCCGCAAUUCAAUCAGUGGUUCCUAUACUUACUUCUAGUAUUCGUCAUUGCUACACUACUGACAGAGGUUAUCUACCUCAACAAAGCGCUCAACCUGUUCAACGCGGCGCUUGUCACUCCGACAUACUACGUCUUCUUCACCACCUCCACGAUCGUGACUUCGGCGAUCCUCUUUCGUGGUUUCAAGGGCACCCCGGCGACCAUUUCUACCGUUAUCAUGGGCUUUCUGCAGAUUUGCGCUGGAGUGAUCCUACUACAGCUGUCGAAGUCAGCAAAGGACGUACCUGAUGCCGCAGUCUUUAAGGGUGAUCUCGAUCAAGUCAGGACUGUCGCGGAACAGAAGGAGCCAGAGUAUGAGCCUAAAGCGGACUCGAUACGUGCAGGGGGUGCCUUGCUUCGUUCCAUGUCAAACAUGAGGCAAAGGAAGGAGGCAGAAGACGCUAAGCGGAUCCACGAAGAACGCAUGGCGCCUAUUGGUGAAAACGAGCAGGUCGAGUUUGAUGGCCUGCGCCGACGCAAGACCGUACUCGAACCUGGGCAAGCGCCCCUACAGCGCCGGAAGACUCUCCAUCCACCGCUGGGCAUGUCCGAGUUUCCAGACGACGACACCCAAUCCACAGUAUCCGACGACAUCCACCCCGGCUUCUUUACGCGCCUCAGCCACCGCAGACGCCGCCAGCAGCAAGCGCCUCAAUCCCCCCCUCCACCCAUGCCACUCAGCAGCCUCCACGUUUCCAAAGCCAGCAGCCCCCCGGCCUCCUCUCUGGACGGAACCUCAAGUCCCGCGCCUCACGUCUACGGCCUGCCCCCCGGCCUCCUACACCACACACCAGAAGACACAGCCUACCACUCCCCCUCCGCAAUCCACUGGGACCCCUCCGUCGCCGACGACGCCGACCGGCCUAGGUCACGCGACCGACUCGGCCCACCCAGGCCACCGCCACAUACCGCGAAGCGGCAGUUCAGCUUCCAGAACGUCUUCAGCCGGUCGCACAAGCGGGAGGCGUCCGAUGGCGCCGAGAGCAGCGCUGGCCGGCCCGUGUCGCGGGGCGCGCUGAGCUUCACGAGCCGGAAGAGCGGGAAGGAACACGCGCCGCCGGAUCGGGCGACGGAGGAGGAGAGGCUGGGGCUUGUGAAGGGGGAUUCGCAGAAUCUGUUGACGCUGCCGGAGUAUAGCUCUCCGCCGGAGUCGUCGGAUACGGAAGAGGACUGGCAGGUUAUGGGGGUGGGGGGGACGAGGGUGGCGAGUCCGCCGGCGAUGGGGACGGUGGGUGCUGGGAGGGACGCACCGCUGCCGCAACCGACGGCUUUUGAGCCGAUGAGGGGUGCGAGAAGGGUGGAUAGUGAUGACGAUACUGACGACGACCACCGCGAUGAGGUGAUGAGGGAUAAAUACGAUGAGAGUAGGUCUGAUAGGGGUGGGGGGGCGUUCAUGUAG